AGUCUAUGCCUCUCAGUGAAUGAGGGCUGGCAAGGGCAAAAUGAGAAACCGUCGUCGUAUCCAGCGCAGGGGACCUUGUAUCAUCUAUAAUGAGGACAACGGUAUCAUCAAAGCCUUCAGAAACAUCCCUGGAAUUACUCUGCUUAAUGUAAGCAAACUGAACAUUUUGAAACUUGCACCUGGAGGGCAUGUGGGCCGUUUCUGCAUUUGGACUGAAAGUGCUUUCCGCAAGUUAGAUGAGCUGUAUGGCACUUGGCGUAGAGCUGCCUCCCUCAAGAGUAACUACAACCUUCCCAGGCACAAGAUGCUCAAUACAGACCUUAGCAGAAUCUUGAAAAGCCCAGAGAUCCAAAGAGCCCUCCGAACACCAUGCAAGUAGAUUCACCACAGAGUCCUGAAGAAGAAUCCACUGAAAACCCUGAGGAUCAUGUUGAAGCUAAACCCAUAUGCAAAGACCAUGCGCCGGAACACCAUUCUUCGUCAGGCCAAGAACCACAAGCUUCGGGUGGAUAAAGCAGCAGCAGCACUAGAAGCCAAAUCAGAUGAGAAGGGGGUUCCAGGCAAGAAGCCUGUGGUAGGGAAGAAAGGAAAGAAGGCUGUUGGCCUUAAGAAGCAGAAGAAGCCUUUGGUGGGGAAAAAGGCUGCAGCUACCAAGAAACCAGCAGCUGAGAAGAAGCCCGCAGAAAAGAAACCCACCACAGAAGAAAAGAAGCCCGUGGCAUAAACUUAAAUUUGUUUAUUCCAUAACGGUCAAAUCACUUUGGACAGCUAAUUUUGAAUAAAAAUAUGAUCAAAGGCAAUGAGAAACGUAA
Eptesicus fuscus (big brown bat) is the source of this 812-nucleotide messenger RNA. RefSeq names its product 60S ribosomal protein L4-like. Bases 428 to 724 code for a protein of 98 amino acids. The record is from RefSeq and is a predicted model, not a curated record. The transcript has a single exon. NCBI's taxonomy places the organism in Eukaryota, Metazoa, Chordata, Mammalia, Chiroptera, Vespertilionidae.